This is a messenger RNA of Coniophora puteana RWD-64-598 SS2, 777 nucleotides long. Its product is annotated as 20S proteasome subunit beta 3. The record is from RefSeq and is a predicted model, not a curated record. Gene Ontology annotation, cellular component: proteasome core complex, beta-subunit complex; proteasome core complex. NCBI's taxonomy places the organism in Eukaryota, Fungi, Basidiomycota, Agaricomycetes, Boletales, Coniophoraceae. The transcript is spliced from 5 exons. Bases 72 to 698 code for a protein of 208 amino acids. Gene Ontology annotation, biological process: proteasome-mediated ubiquitin-dependent protein catabolic process.
CGCGCAAGCGCGUAUCACAUCUCUUCAGACUUCCUCCCUACCACUCUCCCUUCCCUUCAUAUCUGCCCAGCAUGUCUAUCAUGGAAUAUAACGGUGGCUCCGUCAUAGCCAUGGUGGGGAAGGACUGUGUCGCCAUUGCUUCGGACCUGCGGCUAGGAAACCAGGCCCUGGGCAUCUCAUCCAACUUCCAAAAGGUAUUUCCAGUAACGGAUCGGAUCUAUGUUGGACUGGCUGGCUUAGGGACGGACGUGAUAACAUUGCGCGAACGCUUCCGUUAUCGGGUCAACAUGUACACGAUCAAGGAAGAAAGAGAGAUUGAACCUGAAACGUUUGCUCACCUUGUCUCCUCCACGCUAUAUGAACACCGCUUUGGCCCAUACUUCAUUGAACCCGUCGUUGCUGGACUAUCAAAGACUCCAUCAGGGGGCCUCAAGCCAUUCAUAGCUGCCACUGAUCUGAUCGGAUGCAUCAACUUUGCCAAAGACUUCGUGGUGUCGGGUACUGCAAGUUCAAAGCUGUUUGGUUUGGCUGAGGGUUUGUGGGAACCAGACCUCGAGCCUGAAGAUCUCUUCGAGACCAUCUCUCAAACUCUUCUCAAUGCCGUAGACAGAGAUGCUUACUCAGGCUGGGGAGCAGUCGUCCAUGUCCUGACGAAGGACAAAAUCAUCAGCCGCACUCUGAAGGGUAGAAUGGAUUAAAGUCUCGCAAUCUCUGUAUUAUACAAACCUUCUAUACGAUGUUGCAUGUACCGCAUACCUAAUGACUUCAAGAGGUUGC